GAUGGAUCAUGCAUGGUAUCAAAGAAUUGAAUAUUGUGAAGUGAUCGAGAGAAUUUCAAUAACGGAGUGGCAAAUCAUUCAAAAGAAUAAAACUAGGUAUUAGGGAGAAUUAUUAUUGUUUAUUUUUUGAUGUUAUAGCUAUAAGUCUUGUAACAAUUAUGGACAGGAUUUGGAAAAGCAACAUUGAAAUCGCUCCAAAUUGCCCCAGGUGUGCCUCUACCCAUACAAAGUUUUGUUACUACAACAACUACAGCCUCUCACAGCCCAGGUACUUCUGCAAAGGCUGCCGCCGGUAUUGGACCAAGGGCGGCUCCCUCCGCAACGUCCCCGUCGGCGGUGGCUGCCGGAAGGGCCGACGCUCGUCUAAACCCGCCUCUCGGCCGGAAGCCGAGCGACCGCCUUAUCGUUCUCCAAUCGCGACGUCACCGUUCGACGCCCUUCACUUCCCCGGCGAGUCAACUCAUGCUGACCAUUCCGGAAGUGGUCAACGAGGCUUCCCUCCUGCUCCCAUGUUCAUGGAGCAGGGAGAAGGGAGCCUUCAUCAAGAAGCUUUUAUCAACGGCGGCGAAGAACGCGUUUUUGGAGUGGAUGGUUGUGACCGGAAUGAGCUUCACGACGAGUUGCAGGCUCUCUUGCUCGGCGAGGACGGUGGUCAAUGGUCAACGCCGGAAGGGCCGCCGGAUAUGGAGUGGCAGCCGCCGGUGAUGAUGAUGAUGCAGCCGCAGCAAGUUGAAGCUGAUUUCGGGACAUUCGUCGGAGGUGACGUUGACUGUUGGACGGGAGCUAGAGGGUCCACGUGCCUUGCGGCGGCUGCGGUUGAUAACGAUGAUGUUUGGGGGUCAUAUGAUUUGUCGUCUGGUUCUGAAAAUUUCGUGUGGCCUUGAAGCCAGCCCCAUCCGGUCAGUUAAUUUGGAAGGUCAAGUCUUUUUCAUCCUUUGUUGGGAACACAGAGCGUUGGUGAAUGGUGAUGGAUGGAUGGUAUACAAGAUUUUAACGAUUUUACUGACUAAUUAAAAUCUCACAUUUCAACAUUUCAUAGAUUUUAAUCGUGUGUAGUUGAUAUGUGCUCUUUAAUAAUGCAUACACACAAAUUUUAGAAUAAUGUUACAUUAUAGGGUAUAUAUUAAGACUAGAAUUAGAAUAUAUUAAAAGAUUUGACAUAUAAGUAAGAAGUAUGAUGGAAAAGUAAGAUUAAAUCACUUAAGAGCAUAAGGAAGGAAUUUGAACGGGAAGGAAUUUGAAGACAAAAAAAGCUUCAUGGAAGACAAAGAAAGAAGAAAAAUAUGAUUUAGUAACACAUGCAGUCGGAUAUAUCAGAUUUAGUAUGGAUCAAGUAUGAUUUGACCUGAAGAUCAUACGAAAUCAAACAAAAGCAAGAGAACUUGACGUGGAAAAAUCUUAUUUGCUAGGAAACCCGAUCAGGUUAGGGAAAAACCCUGUGGGAUUUAAUUAAAUUUAAGCACAAUACUUUUCGGGCUGCUGCCAUAGAUACUCGGUCAAGUAUCCUAGAUUCUCGGUCGGGUAUGUGACCAUGCAGCAUGAAAACACCUAUAAAUACACUCAUUUCCUUCCCAUUUUGGAUACCAAUCAAUCAUCCAUCCUUAUCCUAGUAACUUAGGUAGUCUCUUAGCUUGGUUUUGCUAUAUUGAAGUUUGUGAUUUGCAAAUUGUGAGUUACUUUAAUUUUACUCUCAUCCUCUCUUGAAUAUUAAUUACUUCUCUAUUUAUAUUUC
Messenger RNA from Cuscuta epithymum, 1732 nucleotides. Lineage: Eukaryota; Viridiplantae; Streptophyta; Magnoliopsida; Solanales; Convolvulaceae. The record is from the annotation of a GenBank genome assembly.